Anopheles gambiae (African malaria mosquito) is the source of this 5278-nucleotide messenger RNA. It is a transcript of the gene Reph, whose product is annotated as protein disconnected. The record is from RefSeq and is a predicted model, not a curated record. Lineage: Eukaryota; Metazoa; Arthropoda; Insecta; Diptera; Culicidae. Bases 1842 to 3683 code for a protein of 613 amino acids. The transcript has 5 exons.
GGACCGUUCAACGGGAAAGCAUCCCCGGAACCGAAGAAACUUGAAGCUUUUUUAUUAAGAGCAACACAAUAUAGAAAUAUAGAAACGGGCACCGUUUUUUCUCCGUGGACGACGCCGUCUGUGUUCUGUUCCCGUGCUGCAGAAAAAACAGAAGAGACAGAAUUCUUGAUCGUUUAUUUCGCUUCUCCGGUGCGGCGGCGAGCGCGUGCAGUGUGCAAGCGGGUUUGUAGCACCAAGAAAUCCGGUUGCUAUAAAGGAAAACCCUGACAUACACACAUACAUAAGAACGGGAGGGUGAGACGACCCUUUUGUACAAUCGUGCUGGGUAGAAUAUCGAUGGCAUCAACUCGACUCGGCUGGUUUCUGCCUUCAUCGCUCGCUGGGCCCGGUGGCUCCGUGGGCUCGCGUACGCUGUCAGUCGUGUGCCGAGAACUCGUGCAGUGCGGUGUGCUCGUGUAGAGGGAACCUACCUAUCGCUCAGACUCAGCCGAUUGCACACCAACCGCCCGUCUGUCCUGCCAGGUUUGCCAGGUGUGCCGGGACAGGAAACCAUUCUCUAGACCGCGCGUAGAGAGUGCAACCUGGCGAAAGAUAUGUGUGUAUAUGUGUGUGUGUGUGUGCAUCUCGUAAAGUAUGCUGACUAGUAGCUGACGCUGCUGCAACACUAGCCCUAUACCGAGUGCCUUUGCGUGUGCGUUGGUGGCGUGUUAUCAUCCUCCACAGAAGUUCCUAAGCGUAGCAGGGUGAGCAGCAAGUUCCCGAUCGAUGUCGAAUUUCCGAUAGCAUUCCUGCCUCAAGCACUCCCCCAGGCCCUAUACUACCCGCUUUUUUCCGGGAUUAUUGUGUAUGAUUACUCGGUGUGUGUGUGCGGCUGGCUGCGGAGGUCAUCCAGUGUGAGUUGCUGAUGAUCGAAAGCGAAAGUGUCAAAUCCGCCGCCGAGAGAUGUACGCAGGAGAAUCGUCGGGUUCUAGGUUUGUACGAGCAUGAGCGAUAGAGAGUGGGAGAGAGAGAGCGUUGUAGAAGUUCGUAAUGCGUGUGUGAGAAAAAGAGCACGAACACGAGCGAUAGAUACUGACAUCGGGACACAUUACCGUUGGUGAGCAAAAGGAACCGUGCUUUCCAUCCCUCAAACCAGGUCUCGAGGAAGAUGUCGUUUGGAAGUCUUUGAAGAAACCAUCACCAGGCCUGGCAGCGGUCGAUUCGAAUGCCUGAGAACGAUGGGGGCACGAUAUUUUACUCUGAGUGGAUAUCCGGAAAAUUGACGCGUGAAUUCUAAGUCUAUUACACCCGUGCUAUGAAGGGCUUUACUCUGCGGCGUAUCCUGCUCUAAUGUGUGUCAGCUGUGAGUUUGCUGUCUAGUGUGUCCAAUUCUCCUUGCUCCAGGAAGUGUGUGUGAGUAGGUGCGCAAUUCCUGCGUAGGGAUUACUUUGUAAGAAUUGGAAAGGAUCGACCAGCAAUAGUAGCAAACCGUGCUCUCUAGUGUAUAUUUGGUGAUGAUGGACAAAGAAAAAGAGAAUGCUAGAGAAUAGCACGGUACUACUACUACUGCUACACACACACUCCCGAGAAUCACCUUCCCGUGUUGCUCGCGGUACAGGAAAAUCGAAGAGCGUGUUUGGUGACUGGUGAGCGUGCAGUGAGAACAAACUCCUACUAUUCUUUGUUGUUUGCCGAAGGUGACUUUGGAAGUGUCGAGUCUGUGCCUGUGUGUGUUUGUGAGUGUGUGUAUUAUAGCACACAUAUACACAUACCGGUGUUUUACUAAAGCGCUCCCUCCAGCCUUCCGGCCCCGAAACUACUUGCUCCUGAGAGGGGGGCUGAAGCAAAUCUGUGGUUGCAAAAUGCCUGGCCUGUUCCCAUCGCGGAGGAUUGACGGUCACGACUCGGGCACCGAGUCGGACGGUGACCUGGAGCAGGAAGACGACCUGAUACAGGAGCACGAGAUGGAGCUAAGUUUAAGCUCCCGGCAGGACACGGUUUCGCCGACCGAUACGGCCUGCUCGUCCGAAUCGCCCGCCUUUCUCGGGCCGCCCUCCUCCUCCUCCCACCUGCUGGCGUACGAUCAGAACAGCUCGGAGGAGGAGCUGGAGGUGAUCAAUGGAGGUGGCGGGUCCGCGGGCUGCGAUCUCGUCGAGGUGGGCAGCGUGAGCGGUGUGCCGAGCCGGCUGAGCGGGCUGCCCAUCCUAAGCAACCCCCACACGGACGAGGAGACUGAGGAGGAGGAAGAGGAGGAGGAGGAGGAAGAAGAUGAUGUGACCGAAGGUAUCGUGGACGAGGUGGAGGAGGAGGAGGAGGAUUACGUGGCGACACCUGGAGCAGCACCGGCGGGAACAACGGCAGCAGCGACAAUCAGCGAAAGUACGGCGGGCCAGUGCGGUGGCCCCGGCGCCAUGGACACGAGCGGCAGUAUUGUGCGGGGCCGGGAGUUCAUGGUGAUCGGGGCGUGCGGCGCUGACGAGGACGACGGUGAGGCGGAGCCGCUGGACGAUUUUGCCGAGGAGCUGUCGAGUCUGACGGCGAUCCCCCAGACGAUGGCGGCGGCGGCGGCGACGACAGUGGUGCCGCUUGCACCGGCACCGUUAGCGACCAAACUGAUCUCAUCGGCGGCGACCGCCGGCAAGCGGUUGGGAAGUGUGAGCAGCUUUCUGGAGAAGCGCAAACGUUCCCUGGCGCACAAUUCGGAUGAUGAGGUACGCUAUCUGCUGGAACAGCAACAACCACCGAACCAGCAGCAGCAGCAGCAACAACCGACCCAUCAUCAUCAUCAUCCACUCGCGCAUCAAUAUCAUCAUACGUUGCGCCACCAUCACCACCACCACCACCACCUGCAGCACCAACAGCAGCAGGAGGAGCUCCAGCCGGAGGAGGCGGCGCCCCUGUCGGCGCCGGUCAACUUCCGCACAUCGCCACCACUAGAAGCUUUAAAACCACACCGUGGCCAUAUACUGCAGCGCUCGACGACCCCGCUAGUGCUGGGCGAGGGGUGCGGUGCGGCCGGUGUUGCUCCGACCGCACCGAGCGGGCUUCGGCCCUCGUCCGGGUCGUCGCUGUCGUCGCUCGGCGGUGGCACCACCGGCAUUAGCGGUUUCUACGGCACCGGUAGCAACAGUAGCUGCAGCGGUAGCAACACUAGUACGACCGUAGGAAGUUGUGUUGGUGGUGGUGGUGGUGCCGGUGGCCUUCGUUUCGGUCUCGGCCGACGCCCCAUUGGCUGUGAUAGUCCAUUGACUGCGGUGUGCCAUCGCAACAGCACCAAUCCGCCACCACACCACGGCGGUGGCACCGGCAGCCUUGGAUCCGGGCUUAGUACAACAACCACUCGAACGUCAUCAUCAUCAUCAUCGGGGGCGGCGGCGUCCCUGUCGUCGGCACCGGCUUCGCUAGUACGGCUCGGGGCGGGCAGCAGCCCGGAACCGGCCGGCGGCGGCGGCGGCAGUAUCACCACCACCACCCCCCUAGUAACUAGUAUGGACGUGAGCCGGUCCGUUAGUCCACCGGCGAAGAUGUUCCACUGUGCCGUGUCGCCGCGCCGGCGACAGCCCCGCCACCAGCAGCAGCGGCUGCAGCGUCCCCACAGGCCCUGCCUAGACUUUGACAAGAUGCAACAGCUGAAGGCACGCUCCGUCACCACCUGGCGGCACAGCAACGAGCACUCGGGCGAGCUGUCCGUCUUCUGCUGGUGAUGAUGAGUGAAGGACAGUCUCCGCCGGGCGUGGCCGUCAGCCGCCAGCAUUGCCACCGCCAUCAUCCUGAGCGCGGUGGACUGUCUGUGCCGUGGGCUGUCCGUGCCACCAGCAGCAGGAGUUGUCAUGCGGAAAGCGGAACAACACGAGCGCGUGUUUGCAUCGAACCGACCCGACGUGGGGUCGGCGAUGGUUUUAUUACUGGAGAAGGACGGGCGGCGCUGUCCAAUCCUGGCUGUGGCUGUGGUGUGUUUCCUGUAGUUUCCAGCCGCCUUUUGCGACGACGCGACACGAUGACGACGAGUUUGCGGCACGCGCGAAGCGGCAGAGUCAGGUCGCUGCGUGUGGGGCGGGGGCUUUUAUUUGUUAGUGAGCGUGAUAGUACAAGCGUUUCUUUGUUUCAAUUUUGUACUCGGAAAGGAGUAGCAAAAAAGGAUUCGCUCCGUUGAUUUGUCCCCUUGGCUGCGUGCGGCUCAAACAGUUUUAGAUAUUAGUUUCGAAGGAGCAGGCCCCAAACACGGCCGGGCAAACCGUGUUCUUCUUCGACGAAUCGUCUCACACACACACACAGCGUGCGACGUGUGUUUAUGUGUGUGUAUAAGUGCACAUUAAGCGAUAAUGUGUUUGUGUGUGUGUGUGUUUUGUUUGUUUGUUUUUUAAAACUAUCUUUACACUUAAUGACAUUUUCAAAGCAAUUUUGUGAUUUUAAUCGUUAGCAAUAUCGUGUAUUAAGUUUGAUCGUUUGAUAGAUGUACUUUCCAAUUUCCUCUCAGUUUGGACGAAAGGCCAAUGCGGCGCUAUGAACCCUUGUUUUCCGUUCUUCCUUUUCUGCAACAGUUGUGCGGGAAGCAUGGUAAGGAACUAGCGUUACUACUGUGUGUGCGUGUUUGUUUUGUUUUUUUUUUUGGAAAAGUCAAUCUGGAAACAAACUGGAUUCAAUCAAACCAGUGUACCAGUAAGGAGAUUAGGACGAUAGACACAGCGAGAGAAAGAGAGAGAGAGAGAGCGAGCUAGUUCUUCUCAGGGACAUACACAUACGAAACACGCACACACACACACGCACGCUAAUAAAUGGCGGAAGGAUAUGCAAUUGGGUAGGACAGAGGAGCGAACGUUUGGGAAGUGUUAGAAUUGGCAGCUGGCGCUAGGUGAAUAGAACCGAACGCUACCAAAGAACGGGCGCCGCGCAAGCAAUCCUGGCGCGGGAGGAUGGGCGAGUGAAAGAGCACCUGCUUGAAGCAAGCAAAACAAACAUAGUGCAACAUAGGACAAUAGGGCAAAACAAACAAACAAAAAUCAUCAUCCGGAGGCACAUGCAACAAGCGCGCUGUAGUAGCGCUGGAUAAUGCGCUAAGCGUUGCAGCUCCAUUUUUAACCGUUUUCCUUCCGCUGGUUGGGGGAAAAAGCACAGGCUAGUGUAAACAUCGAUGUGUUUGUAUCGAUCGGACAGGACAGGGGUAGGAGCAGUCAUUCAAUUAACCACAUAAGACAUCCAUUUACAAACACAAUACACACAAAGAAGAAAAAAAACAAUACCUGCCAUGGUCCUUGUCCGCGUGCGCGUAAUAAUAACAAAACCCCAAACAUACAACAAA